CUCUCAUGCAAACAGUUUCAGGGCGAGGGGUGAGCAUUUACUUCAACAACUUCAAUCCUUGCAUGUCGACUACUAUUCUUACAAAAAUUUGACUUUGCUGGAUAAACGUUGAGGUUGCGGCUGUGCAGGACUUGAAUGCCAGGCCACUGGCUCUGCAGUGCCCAGGUUUCAUUAGUCGCGACUAGCACUGCCAUUAAAGUACUAGCACCGGGAUGCUUCAGCUCCAACUUUUGGAAGCCUGUACUGCCAGCGUUCCGACUGCCCAGCUUGUCUGACUGUACCUACGCUUCCGCCUGGAUUGUAUAUAGGUAUCUAUUGUAUCUCAUCUCUCACUAUCGCAUACCUUCCGAAUUCCGUUGGGUCACCGUUAUUUCGCGGGUAUAGAUGCAGAAACCCACUUCCGCCCAGCCUUGGUCAAUGCAAGGGUUGUGAUGCUAUUUCCGCAGGUGUGCGUCCUGUGCAUAUUUUAUACCAUUUGAGUUGGCAUGGCGGCUACUCCGGUCUCUCGGCGAUAUGAUCGACGAGGUAGGCUAUCACAUCAACUGCUCCCUCGGCAGCAACCAUCAGACAGAGGACCACACGGCGGCGGCGAUAAUGGUGGGGGGAUCAAGGGUUCUGCUGUAGCGGUGGCCGUUGUUGCUGUGCUUGUCGUCCUCAUUGCCGGCUCCGUCCUCCUGUAUUCGUUGCUGCGAAGAUUGAAGUUAAAGGGCAAAAGCCCUCGGUAUAUUCCUACAGAAUUCUUGAAGAGGAAAUGGAGGACUUGGACUCCAGGCGGAAAAUACGCUGCAGUUCGCAAUAACGAACUAUUAUCCACAAACACGGCGUACAAUGGCAACGACACUGGGGCGAGACAAACAGAAACCGGCGUUGACCGGAAUACCAGCGUCAGGAGUGUCAUCACCCUUCCUGCCUAUUCCCGUACACCAAAGGACACGGAGCAGGUAUUGGCUCGUGAAGGGGAGCGAGAGGGAAUGGAUACGGUUGUCGAGUUCCCAGAAACCCAGGAUGAGGAGGAAUCACGCCGAGAAGAGUUGAUGGAGUCUCUGUACCAGAUCCGACUGGCCCGGCGCCGCGAGAUCGCGGAACGGGAGGAAUUAAGACGUGAAAGGAGAGAAGCACGGGAAAGAGGGGACACAGCACGCUUAGAAGAGUUGAGACGACAAUCGCGGCAACGGGCUAAUGAGAGUGUUUCUUCUUUGAACGGCGGAGCCAGCCUUUCUGCGGCGACUCUCAUUGCUGAACACCAAUCUCGCGGGCGAGAAAGGAGAGUGUCCACUGUCGCGUACGGUGCUCUAGGAGAGGUCCGUCAUGACGGUACUCGACUCCGUGCGAACAGCAACGACUCGGAGCGCGGGGGUUUACUGAGCGGAGCAGCGCCGAUGGGCGAGAUGGGGACCCGAGCCCGACAGUUCUCAGAUGCGGCUUCGACAUCCACCGUCUCUCGUGCGCAUACUCGAGAUCGCUCCAACAGUGGACUGAGUGCCUCGACCAUGAAUUCGGAUAUGGAGGCCGAAGCAACUCCCGGCUCAAUCCGUGCUCACAGCUCACACAGUGACGGACCCGGGAGCCUCGCAACAAACUCAUCGCCCACCGCGAACAGAUUCACCCCAGAUGAAAGCACUGGCUCCGAUGACAUCGGCGAGUCUCGUAUCCCGCAAGGGGAUGAGGAUGGAGUGACCCGACCCCCAGAAUAUGAUGAGGUACACGGUUGGGGAGAAGCUCCGGCAUAUGAUGUUGCUGUCGCUACACAGCCCAGUGUCACUGAAGCCUCUAAUACAGGUUCCAGGGAUGGUGCGCCGCAGCUGCCACAACUCAGUCUGCCCAGUAUUAGUGUGUCUGGUGCAACUGAACCGAAUACCCCUGCCACUCCACACAUGGAAACAGUUCCAUUUCCUUCCGAUGAACAUCACUAGGGAGGCAGCCUGCAUGCAGCGUGAGUCGAACGGCAUUGACAGUCUGACUUCGAGGAUUCGGCAACCAUGAUCAAACAAUCUUGGAAGGAAACUCAGUGCAUUUGGACGUGCAUUUGGAUCUGGAAGUGGUGUGCAAUAACGAGAUAUGUUUGACUGCAAUAUACAACCAUGGUAGCGCGGCGUUAGGGAAGGAUUUUGGUUCGGUACUAGGACUUACCAUUACUAAGGCGGAUUUGGUCUAGAAAAAUCGAGACAAUGAAAAAUAUUUGAAGAUGAGAGCAAUCGAUCACAGCAAUGGUAUAGAAAUGAUAAGUGAAAGCAGGUCAAAGACCAAGAGCGAUGAUUUGUGGGUCAAACUUUGUGAAUAUUUUUGUCAUUGAGUUGAAGCUGCUGCGAGCAAUGCUCACGCCUCCAUUCCUAGCAUGCUUCAGCAAUAGAGCCCGAGGUGAAUCCCACCGU
This is a messenger RNA of Exophiala dermatitidis NIH/UT8656, 2372 nucleotides long. RefSeq lists its product as uncharacterized. The transcript has 3 exons. The record is from RefSeq and is a predicted model, not a curated record. The coding region runs from base 486 to 1913 and encodes 475 amino acids. Lineage: Eukaryota; Fungi; Ascomycota; Eurotiomycetes; Chaetothyriales; Herpotrichiellaceae.